UUCGUUCCAAUAAGAAAAUGCUGUUACUGGUUGGAGGAUUGCCUCCCGGACCUGACCGACUACCCAGCAAUUUGGUUCAGUAUUAUGAUGAUGAAAAGAAGACGUGGAAAAUACUGACAAUUAUGCCAUAUAACAGUGCCCAUCACUGUGUCGUGGAAGUGGAAAACUUCUUGUUUGUGCUGGGAGGAGAAGACCAAUGGAACCCUAAUGGGAAACACAGUACAAACUUUGUUAGCCGAUACGAUCCCAGGUUUAACAGCUGGAUACAACUUCCACCCAUGCAAGAGAGGAGGGCCAGUUUCUACGCCUGUCGCCUUGACAAGAACUUGUAUGUAAUCGGUGGAAGAAACGAAACUGGCUACUUGUCCAGCGUGGAGUGCUACAAUCUGGAGACAAACGAGUGGCGUUAUGUGUCUUCGUUACCACAACCUUUGGCAGCCCAUGCAGGAGCCGUUCACAAUGGCAAGAUAUAUAUUUCAGGAGGUGUUCACAAUGGAGAAUAUGUCCCCUGGCUGUACUGCUAUGACCCUGUGAUGGACGUCUGGGCCCGAAAACAGGACAUGAACACAAAGCGAGCAAUCCACACUUUGGCUGUAAUGAAUGAUCGACUGUAUGCAAUUGGAGGGAACCAUUUGAAAGGUUUCUCCCAUCUUGACGUAAUGCUUGUGGAAUGCUACGAUCCAAAAGGCGACCAGUGGAAUAUCCUCCAGACUCCUAUUCUGGAGGGUCGCAGUGGCCCUGGCUGCGCAGUCCUUGACGAUAGUAUUUACCUUGUAGGAGGCUACAGCUGGAGUAUGGGAGCCUACAAAUCUUCUACUAUUUGCUAUAGUCCUGAGAAAGGGACUUGGACAGAACUAGAAGGAGAUGUUGCUGAGCCACUUGCAGGACCUGCUUGUUCAACUGUCAUAUUGCCAGCCUGCGUACCGUACAACAAAUGAUAGUCAAGGAGCACUGACACGAACACUGAUUGCAUUUGGGAAAAUAAUGACGGGUGACGUAAAUAUUUUAUUAGAACAGGAUUCCUGUUAAAACAAAGCUACCAUAAUUGACCCCUUAUUCCAUAUUUAUGCUUUGGGAGCAAACUAAAAGAAAACAAAAACCAAGUGGUGUCCCUUCUCAGAUAGAUGCCGGUGUCUUAUGAAGCAAGUAGCUAAAACACACCGAACAUUACAUGCUGACAGACUGCCAUUUCAGACUGAUUUUAACUUUUUCCUGCUGCAGAGAUAUUCCUCACGUCAAAUUUAACUUUUAAAAAAAAUGAAGGCUAACUGUUCAAAUACAGCCUGAAGAGACAAGAUCAGUAUUGUGCAUUGUAUCUACCUGCAUGUGAUCUGUGUUGAAGUCAUGAGGAUGUUGUUUUCAUGAAUGCUUCAGAAUUCAGAUAGUGAAAAGCUCACGCUGCAUUGCAGAAUUGUCUCCUCCUCUGUAAUCCUAACCUACAGCUACUUCACAUGCUCUGCAAGCAACACAGCAUCAGAAGAUUAUGAAAGGUAAAGAAAUACCAUUCAGUUUUUGCACAGCUUGGCAACUAAUACACUCUGCCUUCAAAGUCCCCAUGUGUAAGUGCAGUGGAAAGCAGACUACAAUGAAAGCCAUGCUUUACGGAGCACUUCUUGCAUUAGCAGCUUAGGGAUUAGGAUCAAAUUCUUCUAAUCAUACUCGUGUAAAGUCAGAGUCAUGUCACUGAAAUCACGUGGAAUGACUGUAUUUACAUUAGUAUAACAGAAAUUUGAUCCUACACCUUAAAUUCUGGGUUUGUAAAGUAAGUUAUUUCUAUGACCACUUCACGAAGCACCAGAACCCUUACUUACUUUUCACUAGCCUGUUAGAUAGGAGCAUCCGUGCUAGUUGCUUCCAAAGAAAAGAAGACUGCAUUUAACUGUAAGUGUGUUACUUUGGACUCUUAAAUGGUUGUGCACAAUUUUGGAGAGAGUUCAAAAACCUCUGUGUGGUUGAUCUUAAAACAUACUCUGAAAGAUUUUUACUAUUGAUCCAAAGUAAUAUGAGGCUAGACUUCCCACUGCCUUGUAGCCUGUGUAAUUAUUUACACAUUGCAAAGCAAGUUCAGAAUGCUGCCACAUGGGAUGAGUAGCAUUUAGGACUCACUUUGUGAACUCAUAGUUGCUUGCACAAAUCAGACUGUCUGUGUUUUAAGGUUAUGUCUUUCUGUCCUGGCUUUGCAAAAGCAGUGACAAAAUCUGAGCCUGAUCCUUCACCACCUUGCAGUUAACAUCAUCAUCUACACCUCAGUAAAGUAUAUGUGUAACUCUUCCAUUGUGGUUUACUGGUGCUGCAUCCAUUACCCUCAGGAUCGUCCUUUUUGCUGGUAUAAACUGACGUUGGUCCAUUGAAGCCAAUGGAUGUACUUUGGUUUACGUCAGCUAAGAAUCUGGGCUUUAAUUUGCCUAGUUGUAACUGGCUGCACCAGAUAAAAGGCAAAGGAGACUCAGAUCCUGCCUUUUCAAGGCUGCACAUCUCUUUCACGACAGGACUUAAUGCUAGUGUGUUAAGCAAGGAGCAGGCAACUACUGGAGGUUGGUUUCCGCUGCAGAGGGAAUAGGUAGGAGAAAGAAUUCAUUACUUGCUUUGCAAAAUAGAAAGAGGGUGAAUGUACACAGAAAUUACACUAUAUAUUGAUGCUUGAGAGCAAUAUAAAUAAUGGAGAGCAAAUACCACAGGACUGUUUCUCUCUGGCAUCAGUCCAGUUUUAUUGCAGUGCAACUCCCUUGCUUGCAGCAGAAUUACACAGUUGUAAAAUUGGAGUAAUGCAGUAAAGACUGAUACCAUACAAAUGCAAUAACCCAAUUGAUGAGGUAGCUGCACGCCUGGAAAAAUACUGUUUAAACAAAAUAAUUAUCUGAAGAUGCUAAUAUUUGAAUGUGCGAUUGGGGAGUUUUCCAGUGAGCAUCACUAAGGAACUCAUAAAGGUGGAGUGUAUAUCCUAAAAUCUCAAUCCAUUUCUACUAUAUAGUGCAAUCUUAGUUGGUUUUGUAUUUAUUUAUAUCAUUCAGAUCCAAGGGAUCCCUUGUAAAAUAUAUUUGGUGCAAUCAUGACUUUUUUUUUUCCUUUCCUGUUGAAAGUAUAUAAAUAUAAAUAUAUAUAAAAAGGAAACUGUUAAGAUACUAAAUGAGGAAACUUUGAAUUUAAGAUCAGGAUAAGGUCUGCCAUUCAACACUGACUGUCACCUGUCUCUACUAAAAUGUACCAUUUUUAAAGGAUAUUUGUUGUCCUUUUAAGUGGUUCUUUUUUUUACCGAGAUAAUUUAAAGAUUUAUGAGGACUGUAUGUAAAUCUUUCUAUCUUUCAGGAAGGCAUGACCAAGGAAAGUGCUAACUGAAUUAAGUCACACAAAGAAUGUAAAUUUUGUACAGUACUAGACUGUGUAAAUGAAGCUUGCUUGUAGGGGGGGAACUUUAAAUAAAACUUUAUGUACUAAUCAACUGUCUGCCAUAUUCCUACUUACAAAGUGUAUGUAUAAAUAAUAUCUACAUUAAAUUCUUUGGAACUUUUUUUAUCAU
Molecule: messenger RNA, 3517 nt
Organism: Cariama cristata (Red-legged seriema)
Lineage: Eukaryota; Metazoa; Chordata; Aves; Cariamiformes; Cariamidae
Gene: KLHL14
Product: kelch-like family member 14
Exons: 7
Coding region: 18-938 (306 amino acids)
Molecular function (GO): protein binding
Source: RefSeq, a predicted model, not a curated record